AUGCAGAAGGAAUCAUGGAGGUCUGUUUUGCUUCUUGCUUAUCAGAGUCUUGGUGUUGUCUAUGGAGACUUGAGUAUCUCUCCUCUUUAUGUUUUUAAGAGCACUUUUGCUGCAGACAUUCGACAUUCAGAGACCAAUGAAGAGAUAUAUGGUGUUCUGUCUUUUGUUUUUUGGACUCUUACUUUGCUCCCUUUGCUUAAGUAUGUCUUCAUUGUCCUUCGUGCUGAUGAUAACGGAGAAGGUGGGACUUUUGCUUUGUACUCACUGAUAUGCCGUCAUGUCAAAGUUAGCCUCCUUCCAAACCGACAAGUAGCUGACGAGGCACUAUCCACUUAUAAACUGGAGCAUCCACCAGAGAAGAUCCAUGCCUCUUGUGUGAAAAGAUAUCUGGAGAAGCACAAGUGGUUACACACUGCUUUGCUGAUUCUUGUUCUUCUUGGGACUUGUAUGGUUAUUGGAGAUGGCCUUCUCACUCCAGCUAUCUCCGUUUUCUCUGCUGUGUCAGGUCUUGAGAUGAAUAUGUCUAAAGAACAUCACCAAUAUGCAGUGAUUCCUAUAAGCUGCUUCAUAUUAGUCUGCCUUUUUUCCCUUCAGCAUUUCGGGACACAUCGUGUUGGGUUUGUUUUUGCGCCUAUUGUCCUUACUUGGCUUCUCUGUAUAAGCGGUAUUGGCUUGUACAAUAUAAUACAGUGGAAUCCUCAGGUAUACAAAGCGCUUUCUCCUAAAUACAUGUUCAUGUUCUUGAGAAAGACGAGAGUAAGUGGAUGGAUGUCUUUAGGCGGGAUCUUGUUGUGUAUUACUGGUGCUGAGGCCAUGUUUGCUGACCUUGGUCAUUUCAACUACGCUGCAAUUCAGAUUGCUUUUAGCUUUCUGGUAUAUCCAGCUCUCAUAUUGGCAUACAUGGGACAAGCUGCGUACCUAUCCCAGCAUCACAACUAUGCUCACGCCAUUGGGUUCUACGUCUCUGUGCCAAAAUGUGUGCACUGGCCUGUGCUUAUGAUAGCUAUUCUUGCUUCUGUUGUGGGAAGCCAAGCGAUCAUAAGCGGCACUUUCUCAAUAAUAAACCAAAGCCAAUCUCUAGGAUGCUUCCCUAGAGUCAAAGUCAUUCACACCUCAGACAAGAUCCAUGGUCAGAUCUACAUACCUGAGAUUAACUGGAUGCUCAUGAUCCUCUGCAUCGCCGUUACUAUCGGUUUCAGAGAUGUUAAACACUUAGGAAACGCAUCAGGCUUGGCUGUAAUGGCGGUUAUGCUAGUGACAACAUGUCUUAUGACACUAGUCAUAGUUCUUUGCUGGCACAAGCCACCGUUCCUAGCCCUCAUGUUCCUCCUCUUCUUCGGAUCAAUAGAACUUCUCUACUUCUCAGCCUCACUCACCAAGUUCCGUGAAGGCGCUUGGCUUCCCAUACUCUUAUCACUCUUCUUCAUGAUCAUCAUGUUCGUUUGGCAUUACACAACAAUCAAGAAGUACGAGUUUGAUCUCCAGAACAAAGUCUCCCUUGACUGGCUUCUCGCAUUAGGUCCAAGCCUAGGUAUCUCCAGAGUUCCAGGCAUAGGUUUAGUCUUCACUGAUUUAACCUCAGGUAUCCCUGCAAACUUCUCCAGGUUCGUAACCAACCUCCCUGCUUUCCACCGUGUGCUUGUGUUUGUCUGCGUGAAGUCCGUCCCUGUCCCUUUCGUUCCAGCCGCUGAGAGAUACCUCGUGGGCCGUGUUGGGCCAGUGGACCACAGGUCUUACCGCUGCAUUGUCCGGUAUGGUUACCGUGACGUCCAUCAAGAUGUUGACUCGUUUGAAACAGAGCUAGUGAGCAAGCUUGGAGACUUCAUACGUUAUGAUUGGCACAAAAGAACUCAAGAGGAGGAGGAGGACACUGUUAGGUCAAACGAGUCAAGACUGGCCGUGAUAGGAACCGUAGCUUACGAGAUUGAAGAGAGUCUUCAGCCAGAGAGCGUCUCCAUAGGUUUCACUACAGUAGAGAGCAUGGAAGAGGUCAUAGAAAUGGAGCCAAGAGCCACCAUAAGACGUGUUAGGUUUGCAGUGGAAGAAGAGAGUUCAUCAUCAUCGUGGGGAGAAGCAGAGGCGGAGCUGAGGAGUGAGCUGAGUGAUUUAGUGGCGGCUCAAGAGGCUGGGACGGCGUUUAUAUUGGGACACUCACAUGUGAAAGCGAAGCAAGGCUCGUCGGUGAUGAAGAGGUUGGCUGUUAAUUUCGGUUAUAACUUCUUGAGGAGGAACUGUAGAGGACCUGACGUGGCGCUUAAGGUACCGCCGGUUUCUCUUUUGGAAGUAGGUAUGGUUUAUGUUGUUUGAAUUUGAGAAAAAACAUGUAAACACACAAAAUCUAAUUUGUAUGUUCACUGUUGUAUAUUGGUGACGUUUAGCUUCUUUCUUUCUGUGUUCUUAGAUUCAUCUGUGUGUUAGUGUUUUGACUUUUUAACCAAGAUGGUCAGUUAAUCCUUUGUUUGAUAAUCUGUUUUAGACA
Messenger RNA from Eruca vesicaria subsp. sativa (arugula), 2479 nucleotides. The record is from the annotation of a GenBank genome assembly. Lineage: Eukaryota; Viridiplantae; Streptophyta; Magnoliopsida; Brassicales; Brassicaceae.